This is a messenger RNA of Belonocnema kinseyi, 1813 nucleotides long. RefSeq lists its product as uncharacterized. NCBI's taxonomy places the organism in Eukaryota, Metazoa, Arthropoda, Insecta, Hymenoptera, Cynipidae. The record is from RefSeq and is a predicted model, not a curated record. Bases 184 to 369 code for a protein of 61 amino acids. The transcript has 2 exons.
ACCGUGCUCUCUGGCUUCCUUAUCCUAACACCUUCCUCUUCGAUAUCCUCAACUUCGACCUCUGCUUCGAUUUCUACUUCGACCUCGAUUCCCAUCCGCGACUUUAUCCGGCGCACGCAAUCUCUUCCUUCGAAUCAAAGGUGCCAGGAAGUGCUCGACGAGAAUCACGAACAACAUCUAAAAAUGGAGACCUGGCUCAGUGAAGUUCAGCGAGUACGCAUCCCGCGGCCGAAAUUCGGAAGCGGAAAUUCCGUUAGACGGUCUAAUUCUACGGUACAGCACGUUAGGUCUGAGGUUCACGCAAGGCAGGUACAAGACGUGACUAAGGCGACUGAGGAGCUUCGCCAGGCGAUCCAGGACAAGCUCUGAUUGAGAAGGAAGAGCGCUGGCUGGGUCGUCUUAUCUUUCAUCUUACUCUGCGUACCUUCGCACCUCCCGACAGCCGAAGAUACUCCGUAGGUGUGUGACAAAGUCGUCGGGAUUAUCUUCAGAGGCAGCGAGAAAUACCGCGCCUGGAUCCUUGAUCGCGAUGGCCCAUAACUCUCCAAGUGGAGCACACAUCGAGCGGAAAACAAAGAAAAAGACCCAGUGUCGUGAUCAAGAUCCAUUAGUCCCACUCGAAGUGUCCACGCGUCGUCUAUUUUCUCUUCAUUCAUUGUUCUCUCACUUUAUCAAGAUACCAUACAAUUCAGGACGAAUCCAGAAAACAUAUUACUUUCAUUAAAUAUUUAAACAAUUCAAAAAUUAGACUACGGUGAAAUAGAGGAUUCAAAGGACUUAGUGAAACCUUUCGCACAUAUUGUUCAGGGUGCCUUCCUGAUCGCGAAGCCGGUAGAAUCGGGAAAUCACCUAGAAUUUUUUCACCGUGCAAAAAACCGUGAAUUUUAUUCUGUGAUCAGGAUUUUUGUUCAACUGUACUUAUAAGAAAAUUAAGAGUGAUUCAUAUAUUUUAUUACUAUAAUUCUGAGUUGGAACAGGAAAUUUCGUUAAGGAUGGUAAUUUUUACUUCAGGAAAGGGAGUUUCCGUAAAGAAUUAUAAUCUUGAUUGUGGGCCAGUCAAUUUCCGCAAAGAAUUAGAAUUUUGGAUUUAGGACAGGGAAUUUUCUAAAAGAAUUACAAUUCUGCGAUUGGACGGCGAGUAAAUAAAUUAAAUAUAAAAGGAAAUUCCCGGAAAGAAUGAUAAUUUUAACUUGAAGCAGGUAAUUUUUUGCAUUAUCGGAUGAUCCAACUCAGAAUCAUAUAAUUAAUUCUUUUCCAACAUUCCCGGUUCCAAGGUAGAAAUCUUUGAAAACUUUUAAAUUGUUUAGAAAUCUCUUGAAAUCCUUCAAGAUCAUUUGAAACCAGUUAAAUCUUUUCAACUCUUAAUUUACCCGGAAUAAAUGAGAAAUUGUCAGGGAAUUUUAAAUCAUCCAUCGGUUAGACACCCUGGUCAUCAAUAUAUAUUUAAAAAAUGUAAUUACGGAUUCGUUCAUCCCCAUUUAACUUGUAUAUAUUCAUUUUAGUAGCGUAAUAUCUAGAGUAAGAAAACCUUCACUUAUUUAUAUAAGCAUCACAAUGUCAGAAUCAAAGUAGAAAAUGCAUUAAGAGAAGCUUUAUUUAAUAGCAAAAAUUCAGAUUGAUUUUUAAAUAUUCAAUCUGCUUUAAACUUUUUAAUCUAAAUGAUUAAUUUUUUCUUGCAUUUUAUUAUAAUCCUUUAAGCUCUUCCCAUUUUCCCAGAGUGAGUCCACUCAGGCGUUAAUGCGUAUAUCAUGAAAAUUAUGUGAUAAAGCGAAUCUGCGUUUAGUGAUGCUGAAAGUACAUAGUCUUCGAAAUA